ACGGGUUGUUGACACGGGGAGCUCCCCAGCCGGUUGUGAAAGUGUUUUGUUCAUCAAAAAUCGGUUUGCAAUUAUUAUAUGAAUAUUAAUUAAGGCACAGUAACAAAUUCACAAGUUAGCAACGAUAUCAGUUUAACAGAAAGUAAUGUGACACGAUUUAAUAAAUAUCGCGGUUCGUGAAAAAAUUCGUGUUAAAGGAGCGUCUCUAUAUCAGAGGCAACCGAGGAAGAUACUUUCAUCUGGUUUAAUAGAUCUUGUGAAUUUUUCAAGAGUUUCUUUUUUAAAUGACUGAGCAGAGGGAAAUCGACGCGUAUGACAAUGGGCUGAAAUAUUAAAUUUUAAGGAAGAAAUUAUUAAUCGACUAUUUAGGAAGUUACCCAGGUUAAUUUGAGAUGGUGUUGAGAGUUAGACUUUCUUGAGCUAAUUGCACGACGAAGCUUGUCCUCAAAUUAAGUGUGUAAUUACUGUAAUUACAGUGAUAUCCUGGGGAAGUUGAAGAUGGCUACAGUGGAGGAGAAAAAACGUGUGGGUGGAACAAAAGUGUCCGCUAUCGCAAAUAUCUUCCAGUCAAAGCCACAAUCGGAAAAUUUCAAUUAUAGAUCAAACGCAAUUCUUUCUGAUGGUUUCAAGGAACCACCUGCUCCCCUUAAGGAGUCACCAACUCAAGUUACUGUUGUAAGAACAGAAAGCCAUGUCGCUCGAUUUAAUAAUGCUCGAGCUCUCUUCGAGAAACUGGGCGAGGAAAACAAAUCUAAUCGACCAGCGGAGCGUGUCUCGAAGCCAACAAAUUUGCAUGGGUUACGUUCAAGAUCAAGUUCGGCGAAUUCCGGGUCAGGCUGUACAUCGCCAACUCGAUCGCCCCGUCCUCUGUCACCUUCGCCCCCGGGUACAAGGGAUCACUUGAGCAAUUGGAGUGCCAGUGUACCAGCACUAAAUGCCGAGCGACAUUUCGAAAAUGGACAUUCAAACGCCGCCGACAGUAUUACAGAUAGACUAAGACCUCGCGUGGGUUUUAACAAGUUUGAAAAGCACAGUGGCAAGGAGAAUCGAUUAGACGAUCGUCCAGAGAAACCCGAGAAGCCCGAGAGGCGAUUAAAUUCAAAAGAGCUCAUUGAAAAGCAAAAGAAUUGGACGAGUCAUUUUUCAAAGGCACGACCCAGUAGAUAUAAUUCCGAUCCAAAUCGAUCUGUCGUUCAAACGUCCUUGAAUCAAAAUUCAAAUAAAAGCGACGAUUCGCUGGUUCAAAAGACAAGCAAUCAAGGUAAAGAUUCAAAAAGAUCGAACGAUGGUGUUUCUAUUUUAGCAACGCGCUCCGCUAGUUUUUGCUCUGUUAGACGAACACCAUCGACUUCUCCGCCACCGCCUCUUCCACCGACCAGGAACUCUUCCACUAGUAAUUCAAAAAAGGAAAGACCAGUCAGUAUAGGCUCUGCCUCGUCGAGUCCCGAUUACGAGAGUCCAGAAUACGCAACAAUUAAUAAAUUCACCGAUUCCUCGCCCACAAUUCCCGAAUAUGCCGAGGUACAAAAAAACAUCACCGACAAGAAAAAAAAUCAAGAAUCAAUCGACAAAGAAUUUCAGUCACGAUCAUCAAAUGAUGACGGUAUGCCAGAAUAUGCCGUAGUACAAAAGAAUGUCACUAAAAAUGCGGGGAAAAAUUCAAAUAAAAAUAAUGUCAAUUCACAAUUGGAAAAAUGUCAAAAAGAUAAUGAGACUUUGAAAAAUAAUAAAUGUGCCACUGGCUCGGAUAUUGUGAUUGGAAAAAAAUCGUUUGCAUCGCCAAAUGAGAGAAUCAUGAAUUCGAGUCCAACCCGAAGCGCUUCCUUGGAUAAUGUGAUUUCAAGUGGACCUGAUGUAUGUAAAGCAGCGAUGAAAGAUGACUAUUUGGACAUUCCUGAAUAUUCAAAUUAUCCAUGUGAUACAGCAAUAUCACCGCCUAAAACUUCUGAAUGGAAGAAUGAAUGGAUUGCCAAGAAUGAUGAGAUUCUCAAAAGUGUCACAGAUUUAACUUUAUCGAGUGAAGUUCUUGCUCAAGAAGAAUUUAAUAAUGAAGUUAUUAGAACAGAUUCAAGGCCUGAUUGGGCCAAGCCUUGUAUUGAUACUAUUAAAAGAAAGGAAAAUGCAAUCGAGGCGAAAAAAGAACGAGUUCGAUCACCAGAUAGUGAAUUGAGACCUCCUUCAAGAAAUACAGACAGUGCUUCCUCGAGUAUGAGUUCUCCCAGUUCGCCGUCAAAAGACAGUAAGGAGGAAAAGGCCGAGAAGGAAGUGUCUGAAAAAAUACAAACUGGACGAAGCAGUUAUGACUUGGAAACAGAGGAGACAGAAAAAUCUACAACCUACACCGAGAAGAUUUUGGAUAAAGAUGAGAAUGGAGAAAAGGAAUAUGAAUUUUGUGAAACUGAUACAGCAACAGUUAUCAGACGAUCACAUAUUCGUGUCGAGACAACUUCUGCUGGACUAGGCCAACGACCAGCAUCUACGAUAAGUUCCGAUCAGGAAAUUCCGCCCCUGGAGCAUAAAGAAAUUCCCGUGCCAUCACCUUACGUGAAACGAGUGCAACAAACAACACAGGAACAAGGAAAAAAUAAAACUUGCACUAAAAAUGAUGUCAAGACAAGUGUGGACGCCAAGUCAUCUGUCAAGGAGCAAAACACGCAAAAUCUCAGUUCAAAACUUCCCCAAGAUGGUAUUUAUAGGUUUCAACAGGCAACAGUGACUAAUACAGUGACAAUGGAAAAAUCAAGUUUUCCAGGAGAAAACAAAGAAAUUGUUAAGGACAAACAAAACGUUGAUCAUCAAUGUCAAAAGACAGUCGCCAAUGCAAAGAAUGAUCAAAUAAAAGUAUCGGUACGCGAGAAAAUCGCCAAAAAUAAAGAGGAAGUUUCUGGUAAACGUGCAAGUUUCACCGAUCUUGAAAAUAAAACGGAUUAUGUAGAUAAAUCUAAUGCAAGUACAAAUCAGUAUUCAAGUAAUCAGAGCAAUAAUUUAUUUAAGGAAUGCAUAAAUGAUGAGAAUAAUAUGACUGAUAAAAAUUCGACGUUUGAUCAAUUGUCGAAAAAUAAUACUGAAAUUGAAAUGACUGAACAGAUUAUGCCAAAAGUCAAUUCAACAAUAAUUGAUAAAGAUGUUGUUGAGGAAUCAAUUCAAACAACAUGGGAACAGGAGAAACAGAAAGCAGAUCAAAAAUUAAGACAAUCGGAGAAUAAUUUAACAGCAAUGCAGCAUUUGAAUGAAAAAACACAAAGUGGAAUAGCUUCGCCUUUAAAAAAGGAUUUAGUUGAGGAGCAUAAAUUAUCUGAUAAUAGUUUAAUUGAAGAUAGUGAUUCCAGUGAUGCUAAAACUAUAACUAAUAUUGAGAGUCUACCUUCAUUGGAAGUACCGAGUUUCAAUGGACCUGUGGAGACUUCUGUGAAAGCCGUGCCCGUUACUCCAGAUACUAUGACACCUGAUGAAGCUGAAAAUCUUCUGAGUUCUCGAAUAUUGGAGAAAAAUAUCAGACAAGGCUCGGCGUUGCUGUCGGAUGAGGAGGCACAGGAAAUUGCUAGGUUAUUGUUGCCUACAAAUGCUAAUGGAAUAGCCUCUGAAGAGAAGCCUGAUGAACAAGGAGACGAUAUCAAAGAUAAAGAGGACGACAAUGCUCCGGAUUGGCUCUCGGAUGUUUUGUCAGUUCAAGAUUCCAGUGUCGUCAAUAGCACCACUCAAGAUUAUAGUUUGUCUCACAGAUCGCGCAGUGAUUUAACGAUUGACUCAUUGACAGAGAGUCAAAUCGGAUCGGUGACCGGCAGCGAAAGUGGAUUAUUAGGAUCGGUUAGCAGUUUAAAUGACACUCAUGGAACUAAUGAGGAUACUGAAACGGAACAACAGGACGAUUACACUCCUGUUCCUGGCAAAAUUAUCUUCGUGGAAAAUGGAGUGCAUUACUUUGAAGAUGGCCACUUCUGGAUGGAAGUUGCGGGUCUUCGAGAAUCAGAAGACGAAGACGAAGAGCUACCGGAACCGAUACCAGUGAAGAAAUCUUCAAAAAUUACCUUUGAUACUGGACCAAUGCGGGUUUAUUCAACACAUUCAGUUAGCGAGUACGAUCGUCGAAACGAGGACGUCGAUCCUGUCGCUGCAAGCGCCGAAUAUGAAUUAGAGAAACGCGUCGCAAAAAUGGAGGUAUUCCCAGUGGAAUUGAUGAAAGGUCCCGACGGUCUUGGUUUGAGUAUAAUCGGAAUGGGCGUCGGUGCUGAUGCAGGUCUCGAAAAAUUGGGAAUUUUCGUGAAGACAAUUACGGAGAAGGGUGCCGCUUCCCGUGAGGGAAGAAUUCAAGUAAACGAUCAAAUUGUCGAAGUCGAUGGUAAAUCUUUAGUGGGUGUUACACAGGCAUAUGCCGCCAGUGUUCUUCGCAAUACAUCAGGACUCGUGAGAUUUGUCAUUGGCAGAGAGAAAGAUCCGAAAAAUUCCGAAGUCGCCAUGCUUAUUCGACAGAGUUUACAAGAUGAUAAGGAACGCGAAGCAAAUAUGUGCGCUAAUAGGAGACUGAAUUUCUCGGACAUGUCGCCUGAUGAUCGUCGAGGUGAAGAUGACGUUUCAUUAGGAACAGGAGGAAUACCUGGAUCGCCGGCUUUGUCCUCAUGUUCCGAAGGAGAUCCGCCUCAUAGUCCAAUUGAGAAUUAUAUUUCGCUUGGUGAUCGUAGUAGAUCGCCAAUUAUUAGUUCUUCUCAACCACCGUUGAAUCCCGGUUCAUCACAGAGUGACGUCGACAGUCUCAGAAUGCUUCUACAAGAGAGUCAGUAUAAACUUACUUUAGCGGAUGAAGAGGUAGAAAAACUUAAGACAAAGUUAAUGGAACUGGAGAAUAAUGGAGCUGGCAGUGAGGAGUAUGCGGCAAAAUUACGUGAAUCUGGACUCCGACUUCGUGAAUCUGAAAGAACUUUGGGAAAUGCUCGACAGGAUUUAUUAACAGCACGCGAAAUGUUGAAUCAAGCGACGGCUCAGGGUUCAAUGUUGCAGCAGAAAUAUGCACGUGCCAAAAGACUUGCUCGUGAAUUUCGUGCCGAUAUUACUGCACGCGAUGAAUUCUAUGAGCAAUUAUUGCAGGAAAAGGAUACGGAAUAUAAUGCACUUGUUAAAAGUUUAAAAGACAGAGUCAUUACGUUGGAGGUUGAAUUAACGGAAACCCAAAGAAGGUUUGGUUUGCCAGUGAGAUUGCCUUACGAUGGGGCAACAUCGAAAAUUGUUACGCCACAAUUAACGAGACGUCAAUUACCGCCGCCUCCUUCUUCAUCGAGUUGUCAGCUUUCGGACACUGAGACUUCGGAUCUCAGCAGUCCUGAUGAUGGGGAUAAGACGGCAACUGUAGAAAGAAAACUUCCACUACCGAUUCCUGUCAAGGAGGAACUUGACAGAGCUGUUCCUGCUCAUCGACUACUCGAUAAUUCUGCUGGGAAAAGCAAAGCUGAAUUGGCAAGCAGGGGAGGACUUGCCAAUCGACAAUUGCCCAAAAGAUCUGGAGGACUUAGUAACAGUAGUUCGGAUUAUGGAUUGGAUGAAUCGGGUGACAAUACAGAUGAUGAUUCGUCUUCGAAGCAUGCAGUGUCACAGGACAGUAGUAGUAGCCGAUCACCAAAUGAUUCGGUAAUAUCAAAGCAAUCGAAUUCAAGUUCCUACUCGUUUUCGUAUUCGCAAAAAAAUAAAAGCAUGGACUCGAUACAUUCGGCGGCAAUACGACAACACAGCACAAUUAGUUCUCAAGUUCGUGCCAUGACCGAGCAAAGUUGGCAAACAUCACAAAAAGCCGGAUUGACUGGACCACCUGCGUCUUUGGCUGAACAACUGAAGCAGGUUUUGGCCGAACGAGAAAGACGACUUACUGGAGGUAACGACAUGUCUUCUUCGAGAGAAAGCUCCGGGGACUUUAGCGAUUUAAACAAUCCGCAUUCUAAUGACCCAAUCCUAGUCACUCAUAAUUUAGUUGAGGAAAUUAGACAAGCCGUGAGCGAAGCUAAUCAAAGAGGUACGCAACAAAAAGCAAAAAAAGUGCCGAUACCUUCACAAACUUUAAUGGGUGCCGGACAUACUCCCUGGCAUCAUCCAAGCGGAUCGCCGUCUAGUUUGUCAUCUGGUGGAUCUAUUAGUCCAACAGCUGUUGAUCCAAGUCCUUCAAAAAGCGAUAGUGCAGAUUCAAGCGAAGUUUGGUUACCACCUCACGAAUUUGGUUUGGGUGAUAAAAGUUCUCAUUUUUGGCAAAGUGCACCAAUAACCGACUGGUCGAAAGAACAAGUGUGCCAAUGGCUGACCGGAAUUGGUCUUGAAAGGUACGCGUCCCGUUUCAUUGAGGCUGGAGUUUGUGGCAGUACUCUUCUACGAUUGGAGUCCCGCGAUUUGAAAGCACUUGGCGUUUCACGUGAGGUAAAAGAUCAUUUAAAACGUAAAUUAAAAGACCUGCGAGCACAAGCGGACCGCGAGCGUAAAGAGCGUAAGGAAAAGGAGCGUAUGCGACGAAAAGCAGAAAAAGCGGCUCGGAAAAAAUAGCCCCACGAGAAUGUCAAGUCAGACUCGUUUUACUCUUGAAGCGAAAUUAAAACGAGUUUGCAUUUUAGUCCACACCCCAAGCUUUGUACAAGUUUUGCUAUGAUCCUUUGUUAUUUAUACAAACAAUUUUUUUUAUAUUGUUGAUUAUUUUAAUUGAAUGCAGACAAUUAUUCUUGUUGAAUGCAGAUUACUUUUUUAAAUCUUUGUAUAGUGUUCGUUUAAUUUAAAGAAGAAGACUAUUUUUUUUUUUGCCAACGUAUCAAACAUACUUUAAUUGAUUACGUUCUCUUUCUUAUUUUUUUUUUUUAAAGAAAAAAAAACAAUUAUCUCUUUCUAGUUUUAUUGUUU
This is a messenger RNA of Leptopilina heterotoma, 6864 nucleotides long. RefSeq names its product neurabin-1 (gene Spn). Gene Ontology annotation, molecular function: actin filament binding. The record is from RefSeq and is a predicted model, not a curated record. Gene Ontology annotation, cellular component: cytoplasm; actin cytoskeleton; dendrite. Lineage: Eukaryota; Metazoa; Arthropoda; Insecta; Hymenoptera; Figitidae. The transcript has 18 exons. Bases 499 to 6516 code for a protein of 2005 amino acids. Gene Ontology annotation, biological process: actin filament organization; calcium-mediated signaling; neuron projection development.